AGGAGGCGCCAUCUGCAGCAGUGGUAUUGUCGCUGGUGCAGUGCCUGCGUACAGCGGCAUCACGCUGCCCUCUGUCGUCACCCUGGAGGAUCCGGCCGCCAGCUGGAAGGGACCGCCGGCCGGCUCGGAGCCGCAGAACUUCGCCCAGGCCCCUCAAGGGGGGCCGGGGGGCGCUGGUGGCGGCGGGGGGCCCGGCCAACCGGGGGGCGGAGGGCCUCCCGGACCCCCCGGCCAGAACGCUCCCUUCGGUCCAGGCAGCGGUCCCGGUGGGGGGCCUGGAGGAGGUCCCGGCGGCGGUGGACCCCCGCCCGGCUUCCAAGGACCGCCCUUCAAUGCCGGACCGCCCACCGGCGCCGCUUCGCCCGCGUCACAAGCUCCACCCUAUGGAGGCGGACCAGGACAAGGCCCGCCUCCGGGGUCAACCACCCCGCAGUACACCGCAUCGCCAGCACCGAGCGGGUCGUCGACGCCUGGACCCACAGGACAAAACAAUACCGGCGGCUUCCCUCCUCCACCCCCAAACAGUGCGGGGCCCCCGUACAACGGCCCCACCGGUCCAUUCGGGUCCCCUUCCGCUGGGGGCGGUGGCGGACCGCCGUUCGGUCGCCCCGCCUCUUCGGGACCCCCGUUCGUGCCGUCAGGGGCAGCCGCGGCCCCUGGCAAUCACUUCCAGCACUUCGGACCUGGUUUCGGCAUGCCUCCGGGGUCCCCGUUCGGGCCGGGACCCCCGCCGGGGCAUCCGAUGGGCGGACCACCCAUGGAACCUGGACCCCCCGGACACGGACUUAUGGGAAGGCAGAUGGGCGGACCGAUGGGCGUCGAACAAGGGUGAGUACAUUUUUUACGAAUAUAUGUAA
Messenger RNA from Acanthoscelides obtectus, 857 nucleotides. The record is from the annotation of a GenBank genome assembly. Lineage: Eukaryota; Metazoa; Arthropoda; Insecta; Coleoptera; Chrysomelidae.